Messenger RNA from Malania oleifera, 417 nucleotides. RefSeq lists its product as uncharacterized. The coding region runs from base 1 to 417 and encodes 138 amino acids. NCBI's taxonomy places the organism in Eukaryota, Viridiplantae, Streptophyta, Magnoliopsida, Santalales, Ximeniaceae. The transcript is spliced from 2 exons. The record is from RefSeq and is a predicted model, not a curated record.
AUGAAAGGAAAAGCUGAGUGGGAAAAUUAUCUUGUUUUGCUUGUUGUUGCUGUUACUUCUAUUAUACGUAAUGAUUCUAAUAUUCUAAUUUUGAACGGUGAAAAUUUUUUGGAUUGGAAGGACAAAACCCUCUUGACAUUAGGGUGCAUGGAUAUUGAUCUAGCACUCCGUAUUGACAAACCAGCAAUGCCUACGGAAUCAAGUCCUGCUACAUAUCAAUUGGCCUAUGAACGAUGGGAGAAAUCCAACCGUCUAUGUAUAAUGUUCAUCAAGUCGCAUGUUUGUAAGAGCAUUAGAGGAUCAAUUCCUGAGUGUGACUAUGUCAAGGACUACAUAAAGGCUAUUGAAGAGCAGUUUGUUAGUUCUGAAAAAGCACUUGCUAGCACCCUAAUGAACAAGCUAAAAUCACAAAUCUAA